Messenger RNA from Rosa rugosa (rugosa rose), 769 nucleotides. Its product is annotated as HMG1/2-like protein. The transcript has 7 exons. Bases 91 to 546 code for a protein of 151 amino acids. Lineage: Eukaryota; Viridiplantae; Streptophyta; Magnoliopsida; Rosales; Rosaceae. The record is from RefSeq and is a predicted model, not a curated record.
CAAACUUCUCAGUUUCUCUCUCUCUAGCUUCUAGCGUCUCCUUCAAGCUUUCUCAGUUUUCAGAAGAUCUGCGAUUCUCGAACGUCCGCCAUGAAAGGUCUCAAGUCUGCAACCGUCGCGAGCAAGAAGCCUGUUGCUGAGUUGCUGGGAGCCAAGGCUGAACCAAAAAAGACGAUGAAGAAGGAGAAAGUUCAGAAAGUAAGCAAGAAGAAGGAUGCUGAUGCUCCGAAGCGUCCAGCUGGAGCCUUCUUCAUCUUCAUGGAGGAGUUCCGCAAGAGCUUCAAACUGGAGUUUCCUGAUGUAAAAUCUGGACCGGCUGUUGGGAAAGCUGGUGGUGAGAAAUGGAAGUCACUGUCUGCUACUGAAAAAGCUCCCUAUGUCGAAAAAGCUUCAAAGAGGAAGGCAGAGUAUGAAAUAGCUAUGCAGGAAUAUGAGAAGAAGAAGCUGAAUUGCAAUGCGGAUGCUGAAAAGUCAGUGGUGACAGAGAAAUCGGCUUCAGCUUGUGAGAUCCAUGAUGAUGAAGCGGGGCAGGAAGUGAGCUCUUAGGCUACUUGGGGCAGGAAGUUUACUGAGGUGAAUAAAGAUGUCAGAGGAUGUUCUACGUUUUAGCUUUCCCUUAUCUUUCGUAGUAGUUUAUUCAAGCCUUUUGAGUAAUAUGUAACUUCCUUGUGGUCAUGGUAAAAGACUAGUACUGUAGUAUUUGCCUUCAUCAAAAUUACUAGAGCUUGUGUAACUUCAGAUUAUGCAGAUUGGUUUAGUGGUUGUUUCA